Phacochoerus africanus (Common warthog) is the source of this 3640-nucleotide messenger RNA. It is a transcript of the gene UBQLN4, whose product is annotated as ubiquilin 4. NCBI's taxonomy places the organism in Eukaryota, Metazoa, Chordata, Mammalia, Artiodactyla, Suidae. Gene Ontology annotation, biological process: ubiquitin-dependent protein catabolic process. The record is from RefSeq and is a predicted model, not a curated record. The coding region runs from base 114 to 1919 and encodes 601 amino acids. Gene Ontology annotation, cellular component: cytosol. Gene Ontology annotation, molecular function: polyubiquitin modification-dependent protein binding. The transcript has 11 exons.
GGAGUGUUGGAGGCGCCGGAGCCGAGCACCGCCGGGCGGGCGGGGAGGAGGAGGAGCCGGGGCGGGCUGGCGGGCGGCCGGGUGGCGGCGGCGGCGGCGGCGGCGGCGGCGGCAUGGCGGAGCCGAGCGGGGCCGAGACGAGGCCCCCGAUUCGGGUCACAGUCAAGACCCCUAAGGACAAGGAGGAAAUUGUGAUCUGCGAUCGAGCCUCGGUCAAGGAGUUCAAAGAGGAAAUCUCCCGGAGAUUUAAGGCUCAGCAGGAUCAGCUGGUCCUGAUCUUCGCGGGCAAGAUCCUCAAGGAUGGGGACACAUUGAACCAGCAUGGGAUCAAGGAUGGGCUCACUGUCCAUCUGGUCAUCAAGACCCCUCAGAAGGCUCAAGAUCAGACCACUGCCACUGCUUCUUCCCCUUCCACUCCAGACCCAGCCUCAGCACCCUCCACCACGCCUGCUUCACCCGCCACCCCUGCCCAGCCCUCCACCUCUGGCAGUGCCGCUUCGGAUACUGGCAGUGGAAGCCGAAGGAGCAGUGGAGGAGGUCCCUCCCCAGGGACUGGGGAGGGACCUCCCAGUGCCACUGCAUCCAUACUCUCUGGCUUUGGGGGCAUCCUGGGCCUGGGCAGCCUGGGCCUGGGCUCCGCCAACUUCAUGGAACUGCAGCAGCAGAUGCAGAGGCAGCUGAUGUCCAAUCCUGAGAUGCUGUCGCAGAUCAUGGAGAACCCCCUGGUCCAGGACAUGAUGUCUAACCCUGACCUGAUGCGCCACAUGAUCAUGGCCAACCCUCAGAUGCAGCAGCUGAUGGAGCGAAACCCUGAGAUCAGCCACAUGCUCAACAACCCUGAGCUCAUGAGGCAGACGAUGGAGCUUGCUCGGAAUCCAGCCAUGAUGCAGGAGAUGAUGCGGAACCAGGACCGGGCCCUGAGCAACCUGGAGAGCAUCCCCGGAGGGUAUAAUGCCCUCCGCCGCAUGUACACGGACAUCCAGGAGCCCAUGUUUAGUGCCGCCCGGGAACAGUUUGGCAACAAUCCCUUCUCUUCCCUGGCCGGGAACUCCGACAGCUCAUCCUCCCAGCCUCUGCGGACUGAGAAUCGAGAGCCCCUCCCUAACCCCUGGAGCCCCUCGCCCCCCACCUCCCAGGCCCCCGGGUCCGGUGGGGAGGGCACCGGAGGAUCGGGGACCAGCCAGGUGCACCCGACAGUCUCGAACCCCUUUGGGAUCAAUGCGGCUAGCCUGGGGUCAGGGAUGUUCAACAGCCCAGAAAUGCAGGCCCUCCUCCAGCAGAUCUCUGAGAACCCCCAGCUGAUGCAGAACGUGAUAUCGGCCCCCUACAUGCGCAGCAUGAUGCAGACACUUGCCCAGAACCCUGACUUUGCUGCUCAGAUGAUGGUGAAUGUGCCGCUCUUCGCGGGGAACCCCCAGCUGCAGGAGCAGCUCCGCCUGCAGCUCCCGGUCUUCCUGCAGCAGAUGCAGAACCCAGAGUCGCUCUCCAUUCUCACCAAUCCCCGCGCCAUGCAGGCGCUGCUGCAGAUCCAGCAGGGACUGCAGACCUUGCAGACCGAGGCCCCCGGGCUGGUACCCAGCCUUGGCUCCUUUGGGAUGUCCCGGACCCCAGCACCCUCGGCAGGCAGCAGUGCCGGGUCUGCACCCGAGGCUCCCACCUCCUCGCCAGCCGCGCCAGCCACAUCGUCUCCAACAGGGGCCUCCAGUGCUCAGCAGCAGCUUAUGCAGCAGAUGAUCCAGCUUUUGGCUGGAAGUGGAAACUCACAGGUGCAGACGCCAGAAGUGAGAUUUCAGCAGCAGCUGGAGCAGCUCAACUCCAUGGGCUUCAUCAAUCGUGAAGCCAACCUGCAGGCCCUGAUCGCCACAGGAGGGGACAUCAACGCAGCUAUCGAAAGACUCCUGGGCUCUCAGCUCUCCUAAUGCCUCGGCUCAGACCUCCUGCCUCUCGCGUCCCUCCAUGCCAGUGUUUGGUUCCUCUGUCAGUCCCGACCCUCUGCAGCUUGUCAUUCCUUCUGUCUUCUCCUUUGUCCUCUCCAGAGAGCAGGGCGACUGUGGAGGUGGGGGCCCCAGCCCCGUAGCUCUGAGAAUUCCACUUGUACUUCUCCCCCUCUUGCUGAAUCUUCCCUCCUGGUCCUGCUUGAGCAGAGCUAUUGAAACAGUUUUCGCAGUUUGGUUGAUUGGCCCCACCUCCUUGCCCCACAACCACCUUUUAUAGUCUUCAAACUUCUCUGUGGCCAUGCAGAGUUGAAGGAGGAACCGACUCUCUGGUUUAUUGGAACAGGGUCUUCCGUCUGUACCACUAGGGUUUUGUCUUAUGUUUACUUCUGGUAACUCUUCUUUCUUUUCCACCCCCAUCCCCCCCAUCCCUUUCCAUCUCCAGCCUAACCAAUGCUAGACUUUCCUACUCGAAAUGAGGGGCGGGUGAGACAGGCUGUGAUUUUCCUCCUCACCCCUGUUCUGGUCCCUUCAUCCGGCGCUUUUGUAUGGGGGUCUGUUAGGACUUCCAGGUGGAAGAAGAUGCCUUUUCUCCCUGUCUGAAGGGAGAGAUGAGACUCAACCCUCUGGGGAAGAAAUUAACAAGCUCUGGACCAGCCCUAUGGAGAAUGGCACAGGGGAGAGGGGAGCGGGAUUUUUCUGGAGAAGAGAAUGGAGGAAACAGCCUCAGUAAAAGGCUUGGAGGUUGGAACUGACAGGGAAUGGAAGCACUAAUCGUUCUUUGAGGCCGGAGAGUCCAGGCUCAGGCCUGGCAAAGGCGACUGAGAGAUGCCAAUGGAAUUUGAGUUGAAGAAAAGGGCUCAAUGGCGCUGAGCAGUGUGGCUCACAGGGGGCUAUAUGGGUUCUGUUUCCUCAGUUACACACGCUUAUAUAUAGACAUACACAUUUCCAUGAACACAGGACCUGCCUGUGUCUCCAGGUACCGUGAUUUAAGACUCUUUCAAAAGACAUGAAAGUGAUUGGGGUCUGUCUCAGCAGUGUGUGUGUGGGUGGGUGGGUGCAUGAAUGCAUGCACGCACAUGGGUGCAUGUGAGCUGAGUGGGAGGGUGGAUUCCUUGCUGACUUCUGGUUCAGCCUUCUCCCCCACCAGAGAGAAGUAGGCAAAAGGGCCAAUCUAGGUCUGGAAUAAAGAACAGCCUGGGGAGCUAGGUCCCCCAGGGGCUCUGGCUGCUGGGUAGCUCAAGGGUAGUGUGGGUCCCCCUUCUGAAGCUGUCAGGGCUGUGACCAGUGCCCUUAUUGCCCGUCCCCUACUUGCUUUCGGGGAAUAGUAGAGGGUCUUUUCCUCGAGGACCCCUGCCUCUGGCAUCGUAGCCCCUGCCCUUUGAGUUCUUCACUAUUUCCCUCCAGGCCAGAAAGUUCUAUUUGAGGAAGGAGAGGAGAGGACAACGAUGAUGCCUUUGAUCUGGAGUUGGACAUGGCUCUAUUGGAGCACAGAGGAGGCUCACAUCACCUCCUUCCUCUGCUACUUAACCCAGCUGCUUCGAGGACCCAAUGCUCAGAAUAUGGAGGCAAGAGGAACAGAAAUUUCUCCAAGUGGGAAGGGGCCCCAACAAUCCAGAGAGGACGUCUGUGUGGCUUUCCCUCCCUCCCUUCCCCCCAACUCCCACACUGGCCUUUGUAAAUAAAUGGUGUGGUCUUUGUUGUGA